Cokeromyces recurvatus is the source of this 1077-nucleotide messenger RNA. RefSeq lists its product as uncharacterized. Lineage: Eukaryota; Fungi; Mucoromycota; Mucoromycetes; Mucorales; Mucoraceae. The transcript is spliced from 2 exons. The coding region runs from base 1 to 1077 and encodes 358 amino acids. Gene Ontology annotation, molecular function: protein binding. The record is from RefSeq and is a predicted model, not a curated record.
AUGAACUUUGAUAAAAUAUGCAAUGAAAUUUGGCUCAAGAUUCUCAUGAAUAUUCCAAACAAUAAUCAAACGAGAGUUCAAGGACGUUUAAAAUUAGUGUGUAAAACUUGGUACAACAUAAUCACUUCCUUCUAUCCUGUUAGUUUAACCCGAAACCAACUUGUAUUCAACCUCGCAAGACUGUACAAAGAUCUGAACAUUUACUCAUCUUUGGGGCCAAAACUCAAAACCUUACAUGUGUAUGUAAUUCGACUUCAUCGCCCCGUGGAUUUCUCAGCUUCAAAUUAUCAAGAAUAUUUUCGUAAAGUAUUACUCUUGUGUCCUAAUUUGACCUAUAUAUGGAUCAAUACAGGUACCAAUAACAAUGUUGCUCCAUUUUUAACAAUCUUAAGUCAAAAUAAGGAUCAUUUACCAAAACUGAAAAGACUGGAUAUAAAUGAACUAGAGCAAUGCUCUAAAUAUACAAUUACAAAUUAUUUAAAUAUUUUAAUAAGCUUGAAACAUACCUUAACCGAGCUCCAGAUUAGAUCGCUCAAAGCCUUUCGGUUCAUUUCCUAUAACUUUGGUGGUCUUAAUAAAUUUCUUUCUCAGUUACCGUAUUUAGAGGACCUGAGCUUGAUCAUGCCUUCCAGGGCAUUCCGUAUAUCGCUCGACUUUAUUGGUUUGUUCGAAAAUCAUCCUUACUUGAAAUCAUUUGAAUUUUUGGAUGAUACCCAGAGCGUUCAUAGUCUCUUGAUGCCCUCCAAAGACGGCCGGGAAUCUGCAACUACGAAUAUUAAUUAUCAACUAAAAAAUCUCACAAUUACGACAUAUAAAUUGCAUAAUGCAACUUUACAAUAUAUCAUUUCAACAUUUAAAGGACUUCAAUUUUUUAAACUGAUUGUUUUGGAAAGCAACUUUAGAAGUCAAGAGGAUCCAUCAAUUAAACAAUCCAUAGACCAGCUCAAGAUAUUUACUAAAAAUAUUGAAAGGUUGUACAUUGAAUUCAAUUUUCGUUAUGGCAGUAGAUUUACACUUCGAAAAUCGAUAAAUCAUACUGGUAGUUUUGACCCUUAUUUAAAACAAUUUUUAUAUUAG